Messenger RNA from Oryza brachyantha (malo sina), 1318 nucleotides. RefSeq lists its product as uncharacterized. The coding region runs from base 377 to 1063 and encodes 228 amino acids. The transcript is spliced from 4 exons. Gene Ontology annotation, molecular function: metal ion binding. The record is from RefSeq and is a predicted model, not a curated record. NCBI's taxonomy places the organism in Eukaryota, Viridiplantae, Streptophyta, Magnoliopsida, Poales, Poaceae.
CUUCCCAACACAGGGUCGAUCACCCCGGCCACCCCCUGCGCCCUGCCUUCCAAUUCCAUACGCGCGUGGAGCUUCUCUCCCCUGAAGGCCUCAGCAAUGGCCAUAGGCAACAGGAGCUAGAUUAUCAUCUCACCAGGACUGGAUUACCGGUCUAUGUAGCUGUCGGAUCUUUGGCGCUUCGUCCUCUGAGAGAUUGCAGCAGCAUCGACCGGUUUUCAGGGCGUUUCCGUGCCAGGACAGAGCAUGUGAUCGGCAUGGAUGGAUGAAUGAAUGGAACGGUCAGGCGAGGAGUCUAGCUUUUGCAUGAAUACUUGGGCUUUUUUUCUCUCUCUCUGGGUGUUUUCGGUGAGACAUUUUGCCGUGUUCACUAGGCAUCAUGGAUGAAGAAAAUGCUAGCUCUACAAACAGCAUCAAGUUAGAACUGAGCGUCUACAUGCAUUGUGACGCCUGCGAACGAUCUGUUCGGCAGGUCAUAAAGAACACCGGCGGCGUCGACAAAGUCGAGGUGGACAGGGAAGAAAACAAGGUGACGGUGACGGGCGAUUUCGACCCUGAGAAAGUGGUAAAAAGGAUCAAGAAGAGGACCGGGAAGAAGGCGGAGGUCUUGGUCCCCGAGGAGGAAGAAGACGGAGGAGGAGGAGAAGGAGAAGGAGCAGACGCGUCCCACGAGUCCUGCAGACACGGCGGCGCGAGGCACUACGCCUAUGUCCCGCGCUAUUACCAGCUGGUGCCCGCGCCUCCUCCUCCGGACACUGGAGGAGGAGCGGCGGAUGCGGCUCGUGAUCUCCAGAGGCACGACGUGAUGAGGCACUACGCUUGCGUUCCGUAUUACUAUGACCUGGUGUCCGUGCCUCCGGACAGUGGAGGAGGAGUAGGAGGAGGAGAUGGGGCUCAUGAGUUUCAGAGGCACGGCAUGGUGGGGCACUACGCUUAUGAUCUGGUGCCGGUGCCUCCGGACAAUGGAGGAGGAGGCGUGGCGCAUGAGCUUCAGAGACCGGCACGCUCGGACUGGGACCUUCAUUCCUUCGACGAUGAAAAUACACAGGCGUGCAGGGUAAUGUAGGGAGGAUAAGUGGUGGUAGAUUUGGUGUGCCCUUGCAUACAGUUUCAUGUUUAUUUUGAGCAGUAACCGAUUACUGUCAAGCCGGCCUAUUAGCUCAGCUGGUUAGAGCGUCGUGCUAAUAACGCGAAGGUCGCAGGUUCGAGACCUGCAUGGGCCAUAUUUUUUUUAAUUCUUUUAGAUUUAACACAAUCUGUCUAAGCUCUUUUUAAAACUUUGUUCAUUUUUCAAAUCCAUUUUUUUAUUUAUUCACACUGU